CCAAAAAAAAUGUUUUUGCCUAUAUAAAGAAAACGUAACUACAACUUAAAGCAGUAUUCAUGUGCUGCUGGUUCUGACUGUAGAAACAGUGUAGCAGAAGUCAUCUCUGCUCCGGCCAAGUCUCCCAACGCCCUUCUGCUUCUUUACAGGUCUGCUGUUUUAGUAGCCAGAACCAGCAGUGCAAGCAUAGCAGCUGAUGCAUUGUGUGUGUAACCUGUACAAACAACUGUAAAACUAUUGUGCAGUUUAAUGCAUAUUUAAAAGUUGCUUAGUUGCAUUUCCAUUAGGCAAAAUUGUAUUCCAUUAUCUCAGACAUCUAUCUUGAUGAUCUGAUUUUGUUUAUCUGUGACAAAUAUUCUCCAACAGCAAGUAUAUACAUAAUAUUCUUUCCCACAAAGCUCAAAAAAGUAAUAGAAUCAUUAUUUUUCUUCCUGAUAGCAAUAAUGCCCUAAAUCACCCACAGAGAACAGUAUGUUUAAUUAUUUAUAAUCAUGUUAGUUCUGCAAUGCCUUUUUUUUUAUACCCCCACUGAGUUUCACAUUUCUGGUUUUGCAAGUUUCCACCCCCCAAAAUCCUGUUGUUACUAAACUUUUACUACCACCACCCUUGCUUCAAUGUUGUGACGAAUACAGUUCUCAUUUUUCGCUAUCAACAGCUUUUUUGUUUUGUCCUCUCAUUGCUUUUUUUAUGCAUUAUCAUUUAUGUUAUAUUUAUACUGCACUACUUGAACAUGCAGCACUGUACAGUAUAUUGUCAUUCACUGUUCUAAGCCUAGUGGUAAACUUAUUGAGUUUACAAAACAAUACUGUUGUUUUAUGACCGGUUACAAUUAACUUAACCUGUAAGAUUACCUCAGAUGCCAUACUAUGCUGGAAGGCUCUGCUGAAAGUACUUUAACUAGGAUGGUGGUUCUGAUUAUCCUGGUUCUUUCUUUAUCUGUCUAUGAGCACCUUUGAUGUAACAGUUUCUAACAGGUUAUUUUCACCUGUUGAUCUUGCUGUCCGUGUGUCCCAAGGGAUCAGUCUUAAUCUAAUGUCAAAGUAUUUUCUUUGCCAGUGGAUAAAAGGCCAAAAUGGUCCACUGACAAACUAUGUGUAUGCAGUAGCAUGAAUGGCAUUAACCUGUCAAUGGGGGAAUUUUUGCUAAAAAAAAACAUUGAAGGCUGGAAGAUCCAUGUGCACAGUUACAGGCGGAUGCCAUACUCGUCAAUGACCAUUGUGAAUACUUCCCAACUGUCCCGUUUUUGACAGCUCAACCCGCAGUCCCAGCAAAGAGGAGAAGCUUUGGGGAAACAUGUCAGACUCUAAAUACUUUACCACCACUAAGAAAGGUGAGAUCUUUGAGCUAAAAGCAGAACUGAACAGUGACAAAAAAGAAAAGAAGAAAGAAGCUGUUAAGAAAGUUAUAGCCUCCAUGACAGUAGGGAAAGAUGUCAGUGCCCUGUUCCCAGACGUGGUGAACUGUAUGCAGACAGAUAACCUGGAGCUGAAGAAGUUGGUAUACCUUUAUCUGAUGAACUAUGCCAAGAGUCAGCCAGACAUGGCCAUCAUGGCUGUGAACACAUUUGUUAAGGACUGUGAAGAUCCAAAUCCUCUUAUCCGUGCCCUGGCAGUGCGAACUAUGGGCUGUAUUCGUGUGGACAAGAUCACAGAGUACCUGUGUGAGCCACUUCGCAAGUGCCUGAAAGAUGAGGAUCCAUAUGUACGCAAGACUGCUGCUGUGUGUGUGGCAAAACUACAUGACAUCAACGCUCAGCUAGUGGAAGACCAGGGAUUCCUUGACACCUUAAAGGAUUUAAUAUCUGACUCAAACCCCAUGGUUGUGGCUAAUGCCGUGGCAGCUUUGUCUGAGAUAGCAGAAUCCCAUCCAAACAGCAAUCUGCUAGACCUAAACCCACAGUCUAUAAACAAGCUUCUGACUGCCCUAAAUGAGUGCACAGAAUGGGGUCAAAUAUUCAUCCUGGACUGUCUGGCAAACUAUAUCCCAAAAGAUGACCGUGAAGCACAGAGUGUAUGUGAACGUGUUACUCCACGACUCUCCCAUGCAAACGCAGCUGUGGUUCUUUCUGCAGUGAAAGUCCUGAUGAAGUUCAUGGAACUACUGUCAAAAGACUUAGACUAUUAUGGUACACUUCUAAAGAAGCUGGCUCCACCCCUGGUAACUCUACUUUCUGCAGAACCUGAGCUGCAGUAUGUGGCAUUGCGUAACAUCAACUUAAUUGUCCAGAAACGAGCAGAGAUCCUUAAACAUGAAAUGAAAGUUUUCUUUGUAAAAUACAAUGACCCAAUAUAUGUGAAAUUAGAAAAAUUGGACAUUAUGAUUCGACUGGCAUCACCAGCAAACAUUGCACAGGUUCUUGCUGAGCUGAAGGAAUAUGCCACAGAAGUGGAUGUGGACUUUGUCCGCAAAGCUGUAAGAGCAAUUGGACGUUGUGCCAUCAAGGUGGAGCAAUCUGCAGAGCGCUGUGUUAGCACCUUGCUUGAUCUCAUCCAGACCAAAGUCAAUUAUGUAGUUCAAGAAGCCAUUGUGGUGAUAAAGGACAUUUUCAGGAAGUACCCAAACAAGUAUGAAAGUGUCAUAUCAACUUUAUGUGAGAAUCUGGACUCUUUGGAUGAGCCAGAGGCUCGUGCUGCUAUGAUCUGGAUUGUGGGGGAAUAUGCAGAGCGCAUAGACAAUGCAGAUGAGCUACUAGAGAGCUUCCUAGAAGGAUUCCAUGAUGAGAGCACUCAGGUCCAGUUACAACUUCUUACAGCUAUUGUGAAGCUUUUCUUGAAGAAACCAACUGAGACCCAGGAACUCGUGCAACAAGUUUUGAGCUUAGCAACACAGGAUUCAGAUAAUCCAGAUCUUCGGGAUCGUGGCUACAUCUACUGGAGGCUGCUGUCCACUGACCCAGUUGCUGCUAAAGAAGUUGUCUUGGCAGAGAAGCCAUUAAUUUCUGAAGAGACUGACCUUAUUGAGCCCACUUUGCUAGAUGAGCUUAUCUGUUACAUUGGUACAUUGGCUUCUGUCUACCAUAAGCCUCCUAAUGCCUUUGUGGAGGGAAGCAGAGGGGUUGUUCCUAAGAGACUGCCACCACGCACUGGCUCGAGCGAGAGUGCAGAAAGUCCAGAGGCAGCACCUGUAGGUGUUCCCACAGAAAGUCAUCCCUCUAUCAUUCCAUCACAAGGAGACCUUCUGGGGGAUCUCCUAAACUUGGAUCUAGUUUCACCCAUUACUGGACCUCCACUUCCUACAAGUUCUGUUCCCUUAGGAGGUGUGGACUUGCUUGGUGGAGGACUAGAUAGCUUGUUGGGAGGAGACACAAGUGCUGGUUUGGGGCUUCCUACAGGUUUCAUGGCUCCCCCAGUGGCUUCCAAUCCUCUUGGCCCAUCUCUUGGGGGUGGCCUGGGAGAUCUCUUUGAUCUGGGUGGUGGAACAGGAGUGGUCACUGGACCGUAUGUAGCUCCAAAAGCAGUAUGGUUGCAUGCUAUAAAAGGGAAAGGCCUGGAAAUCAGUGGUACCUUUGCUCGAAGAUCUGGAGCAGUGUUUAUGGACCUGGUGUUUACCAAUCGAGCACUCCAGGUCAUGAGUGACUUUGCUAUUCAGUUCAAUCGCAACAGUUUUGGGCUGGCACCUGCUGCUCCUCUUCAAAUUCUCACUCCCUUAGCACCAAACCAGUCUACUGAAGUCUCUCUUCCACUAAACACAAUUGGCUCUGUCAUGAAAAUGGAACCUCUUAACAAUCUUCAGGUUGCUGUGAAGAACAAUAUAGAUGUAUUUUACUUCAGUGUCUUGUUCCCUCUACACAUACUAUUUGUAGAAGAUGGAAAGAUGGAACGUCAGAUGUUUUUGGCCACAUGGAAGGAUAUACCAAAUGAGAAUGAGGCACAGUUUCAAAUAAGAGACUGCCCCUCAAGUUCAGAUGCAGUCAGCAACAAGCUGCAAGCCAGCAAUAUCUUCACUGUGGCCCGAAGAACGGUGGAAGGUCAAGAUAUGCUGUACCAAUCAAUGAAGCUCACCAAUGGCAUCUGGGUUUUAGCAGAAGUGCGAAUGCAACCUGGUAGCCCCAACUGCACACUGUCCCUAAAGUGCUGUGCGCCUGAAGUAACCCAGUUCAUCUUCCAAGCUUACGAGACUGUUGUGAAGAAUUAAGUAUUAUCCUGAUCCCGGUCUGCCAUCCUAUCUGGAUGAUGGAUGUAGUUCUUUCUGCACAGAGGUUGAAUGUACCAGGAGGGGACCUCUGGGAAAAGAACCAACCUACUUUUCAAUCAAAAAACUAAACAUGGACCAAAUCAUGAAGUGUUGAUUUUAUGCUAUUUGCACCAUCACCUACCCAACAUUUUAAGCCUUUAUUUUUCUGGGAUGGGUAGAAAUUGGAUUAAGAUACAUGUCCUGUUCUUUUUUUUUUUUAGUAGGUUUGGUGGAGCUAUCUGCUUGUUUGAUAUCUUUUAAGAGAUGGAUUGUACUGUUUCUUAUUAACUUAAACUGGAGUACCUUGGAUAAAAAUGUAUGUAUAUAAAAAAAAAACUUUUAA
Xenopus laevis (African clawed frog) is the source of this 4516-nucleotide messenger RNA. RefSeq names its product adaptor related protein complex 1 subunit beta 1 L homeolog (gene ap1b1.L). Gene Ontology annotation, biological process: protein transport; intracellular protein transport; vesicle-mediated transport. The transcript has 22 exons. Gene Ontology annotation, molecular function: clathrin binding. Gene Ontology annotation, cellular component: membrane coat; endomembrane system; cytoplasmic vesicle. The record is from RefSeq and is a predicted model, not a curated record. NCBI's taxonomy places the organism in Eukaryota, Metazoa, Chordata, Amphibia, Anura, Pipidae. The coding region runs from base 1294 to 4134 and encodes 946 amino acids.